Molecule: messenger RNA, 3217 nt
Organism: Echinops telfairi (small Madagascar hedgehog)
Lineage: Eukaryota; Metazoa; Chordata; Mammalia; Afrosoricida; Tenrecidae
Gene: SLC6A8
Product: solute carrier family 6 member 8
Exons: 13
Coding region: 25-1917 (630 amino acids)
Biological process (GO): neurotransmitter transport; sodium ion transmembrane transport
Cellular component (GO): plasma membrane
Molecular function (GO): creatine:sodium symporter activity
Source: RefSeq, a predicted model, not a curated record
CCCACACCCGCGCCCGCCGGGGCCAUGGCGAAGAAGAGCGCCGAGAACGGCAUCUACAGCGUGUCUGGCGACGAAAAGAAGGGCCCCCUGAUCGCGCCCGGGCCCGACGGCGCCACAGCCAAGGGCGAUGGCACCGUGGGCCUGGCCGUGCCGCCGCGCGAGACCUGGACGCGCCAGAUGGACUUCAUCAUGUCGUGCGUGGGCUUCGCCGUGGGCCUGGGCAACGUGUGGCGCUUCCCCUACCUGUGCUACAAGAACGGCGGAGGUGUGUUCCUGAUUCCCUACAUCCUGAUUGCCCUGGUGGGGGGCGUCCCCAUCUUCUUCUUGGAGAUCUCACUGGGCCAGUUUAUGAAGGCAGGCAGCGUCAAUGCCUGGAACAUCUGUCCCCUGUUCAAAGGCUUGGGCUUCGCCUCCAUGGUCAUCGUCUUCUACUGCAACACCUACUACAUCAUGGUGCUGGCCUGGGCUGUCUAUUACCUGGUCAAGUCCUUCACCGCCACGCUGCCCUGGGCCACGUGCGGCCACAGCUGGAACACCCCCGACUGUGUGGAGAUCUUCCGCCAUGAAGACUGUGCCAACGCCAGCUUGGCCAACCUCACAUGUGACCAGCUUGCUGACCGCCGCUCCCCUGUCAUCGAGUUUUGGGAGAACAAAGUCCUGCGGCUCUCCGGGGGGCUGGAAGUGCCGGGGGCCCUCAACUGGGAGGUGAUGCUGUGUCUGCUGGCCUGCUGGGUGCUGGUCUACUUCUGUGUCUGGAAGGGGGUCAAGUCUACAGGAAAGAUUGUGUACUUCACUGCGACAUUCCCCUACGUGGUCCUGGUUGUGCUGCUGGUGCGCGGCGUGUUGCUGCCUGGCGCCCUGGACGGCAUCAUCUACUAUCUCAAGCCUGACUGGUCCAAGCUGCAGUCACCUCAGGUGUGGAUCGAUGCAGGCACACAGAUUUUUUUCUCCUACGCCAUUGGCCUGGGGGCCCUGACAGCCCUGGGCAGCUACAACCGCUUCAACAACAACUGCUACAAGGAUGCCAUCAUCCUUGCUGUCAUCAACAGCGGGACCAGCUUCUUCGCUGGCUUUGUGGUCUUCUCCAUCCUGGGCUUCAUGGCAGCUGAGCAGGGCGUGCACAUCUCCAAGGUGGCCGAGUCAGGACCCGGCCUGGCCUUCAUAGCCUACCCUCGAGCUGUCACGCUCAUGCCAGUGGCCCCACUCUGGGCAGCCCUCUUCUUCUUCAUGUUGUUGUUGCUUGGUCUCGACAGCCAGUUUGUAGGUGUAGAGGGCUUUAUUACUGGCCUCCUGGACCUCCUCCCGGCCACCUACUACUUCCGCUUCCAAAGGGAAAUCUCUGUGGCCCUCUGCUGUGUUCUCUGCUUCGUCAUUGACCUCUCCAUGGUGACUGAUGGCGGGAUGUACGUCUUCCAGCUGUUUGACUACUACUCGGCCAGCGGUACAACGCUGCUUUGGCAGGCCUUCUGGGAGUGUGUGGUGGUGGCCUGGGUCUACGGUGCCGACCGUUUCAUGGACGACAUCGCUUGCAUGAUUGGGUACCGGCCGUGCCCCUGGAUGAAGUGGUGCUGGGCUUUCUUCACUCCAUUGGUCUGCAUGGGCAUCUUCAUCUUCAACGUGGUGUACUACAAGCCGCUGGUGUACAACAACACCUAUGUGUACCCGUGGUGGGGCGAGGCCGUGGGCUGGGGCUUCGCGUUCUCCUCCAUGCUUUGUGUGCCCCUCCACCUCCUGGUCUGCCUCCUCAGAGCCAAGGGAACCAUAGCUGAGCGCUGGCAGCACCUGAUCCAGCCCGUAUGGGGGCCCCACCACCUGGAGUACAGAGCUCAGGACUCGGACGUCAGGGGCCUGACCACCCUGACCCCAGGGUCGGAGAGCAGCAAGGUGGUGGUGGUGGUGGUGGAGAGCACCAUGUGACAGCGGCCCUCCUCUCCAGCCAGGCUGGCCAGCUUUCAUCACCAGCCCCCUUCUUGUAGCCAUAGCAGCCCCUGCUUUAGCCCCCACCCUAGCCCUCCAUGGAGGGGUGGGGGUGCCUGCCUCUCCUUGACAGUUUGGGGGUCUGCCUGGGGUGGGGGGAGGGGAAAGCACAGUGAGUGCUAAAAUAAUUUUUCCAUUUUUAAUAAAACGCCAAAAAUAUCACAACCCACCAAAAAUAGAUUCCUCUCCCCCACCCAUUCUUGUCAGCAGUCCAGCUGGCACACAUGCUGCUUCCCAGGCCCUUCCCUCCCUCUGGGUACUCUGAAGGCCCUGCUCACUGGCCUGGGGCCCCUGCCUCCAGGUUCUGCCCUGCAGUUCUCUGCUCUGGGGACCCCAUCGUCCAGAACCAGCAAAAGCCACCUGGGGGCCCCAGAGGAGAGGGAAAAAGGCAGGGGUUGGGAGGGGGAAGAGAGUGAUGGAGGCUGUAAUUGCAACUGGGCUGGUCAGACCCCCAUCCCCACCCCACCCCCUCCUCUAGCUUAGAGCACCAGCCUGCUAUGGAGCCUUCUGGUUUUGGUGGCUAGCAGUUGUGUGCGUGAGUCCUGUGUGUCUGGAACAUGUCUCAGCAAAAGUGAAUACCAGGUGCCAGUGAGCAAACAAGGCUUGUAUUUUGCACAUUUUAUAAACACGAGUGAGAUAUCUGCUUGUAUAUUUCUAAAGAGAAACAGGCCCAUGGGGCCUCCUCACACCCUUCCCCUGUGCCCAACAGCCUCCUUUACCCCUGCCAAGGAGUGUGAAUUUCUAGCUCUAAUUUUCAUAGGCAAAACUGAAGCUUCCAGCUGUCAGGCGAAUAGUCGCCUGUGCGAUCGUGGUCCCAGAUGGGUGCGGAGUGGUAGGGCAGGGCCUUUGGUGGUGAUGUGAUCUCCCUUCCUGGUCCCACAGUCAGGUGAGCAAGUAAAGGGUUCUGUCCUAAGAGGCUCAGGACUGUUCCCCUGGGCUGUUCAGGCCUGCCCAUGCCCCACUCUGCUCCUGAGUGGGCCAGGAUAGCAGGGAUCCAAGGUAAUGCCUCCCGCCUCCAAGCUUAAGGCUGUGCACUUUCCACAUCUGAAGUCUUCCACGUUGCAGCUUUAACCCCACGUCUGCAUCAUGGCGAGGCCAGGCAGCUGAGUGGACCCAGGCAAGGAUCCUCCACCCUGCACCUUGACAUAGGUAGAGGGUGGGGGUGUCCCUGCACGGGGACAUUACUGUGCUAAAAAGCCACUGCAAACAUAGCAAUAAAGACAUGUCAUUUUCCAAAGUG